This is a messenger RNA of Pogonomyrmex barbatus (red harvester ant), 2133 nucleotides long. RefSeq lists its product as uncharacterized. NCBI's taxonomy places the organism in Eukaryota, Metazoa, Arthropoda, Insecta, Hymenoptera, Formicidae. The record is from RefSeq and is a predicted model, not a curated record.
UCUGUACUAGAAUUAUGUCACGAAUACAAUGACAUGACGUUUUACCUAGAAGGAGACACAUUAACGUGCACAACAAAAAUUAAUAGCGAUACGAAAUAGCGAUACGAAUAGAUUCAUCACUAAUAAACAUCCUUACCGUUUACCUGAAAAGCAUAAAGACGAGGUAAACAAACAAAUUCAAGAAAUGCUAAAACAGGAAAUUAUCAGACCAAGCGUCAGCCAAUGGAACGCAUUAGUUAUGCCGAAAAAGACAGAUGCUUCAGGUAAAACAAAAUUGCGAAUUGUGAUUGAUUUCAGGAAAUUGAAUGAUCUCACAAUCGGAGAUUUAUUCCCGUUGCCCAACAUAACGGAUAUACUUGAUCAGUUGGGCAACGCGAAAUAUUUCACGACAUUAGAUCUCGCAUCAGAUUACCAUCAGAUACCAAUGGCGGAACAAGAUAAAAAUAAAACUGCAUUCUCUACGCCAUACGAUCAUUACGAAUUUAACAGAAUGCUGUUUGAUUUAAAAAACGCACUUGCAAUCUUCCAACGCUUAAUAAAUUCAGUUUUAAUGGGUUUGCAAGGAAUUAAAUGUUUAGUAUAUCUCGAUGACAUUGUAAUAUACGGUCCUAGCCUUACAGAACAUAAGUGUCGGUCCACAACCUUGCUUUAAGAGGCCGUAAGCCGUAGGCCGUAAGCGUUAAGUGACGUAAUUCCUGUUUUUAAGUUGUUCCCGCGCAGUUUUUAGGCUUUAACCUAAAGACGUAAGCGAAUUGCGCAAAACUCAAUUCUUACGGCCUAAAGCAUAAAUCUUCCGGUCGACGUAUCAUUCCUAUCCAAUCAGCAAAAAGCAAAAGGAAGAUUGUUAUGUGAAGGCAUCGUUUGAAUGAAAUGUAUUUAGUAUUCCUCGUGGAUAACUUCCGAUGGCUGUGAUCUUGUUAACUGAAUUAAGUUAAUAAAUAAGCGUAACAAUAAUGGAAAACUCAAACGUGAUAAUAACAAAAGAAAGCAUGAAGGAGGAAAUUCAAGAUGAAAUUCUAAUCGCUUUAGUGAAAGAGAACCCAAUAUUGUAUAACAAAAAACAUCCGGAUUAUAAAAACCACGAAGUAAAGAAAGAUACCUGGAAUAUGAUAAAAGUACAGUGUGGAAUGUCAUCAGGUUAUUGCUGUUUAUGUAUGUGCUAAAAUGUGUAAUUUACAAUUUAUUUAUUCUAACCUCUUUGUUAUUCAUAUAGUCGAAGAAAUAGAGAAUAGAUGGAAUCAAUUACGGAAUUAUUUUGGGAAAAAAUUAAGAGAAAUGAAAGUAAAAUCAGCCAGCGGAUCAAGUGGAGGCACUAAUGCUAAAAAAAGUGGAAUGGUAUCUUAUGGGAGCUAUGUCAUUUCUAAUUCCAUAUAUUAGUCACCGAAGAGGUCGUAGUUCUAUGGGAAACGUAAAUUUUUCUACAUCAUCUACAUUAUCUACAUCAUCCGAGAUUUCUUCCCCUAUAUCAUCACAGCCAUCUAUAAGCAGCAAAGUAUGCAACAUUGAUUUUGUACAAAAUGAUAGUGUAGAUAUUGUUGUUGACGAUACUAGCUCGACAAAUGAGAGUACUGCUUGUUCUGAUUCAACAACUGUUGAAAUAAAGCCUGAAACUAAAUCUGUUCUUUUAAAAAAGAAGAAAGUCAUUCCUGAUUUAGAUAUUUUUGCAAAAAAAAACAAAAAAAAUGAUGUAGAAAAUCUUCUAGCACAAUCAACCUCAGCCUUAACCAAUCUUGCAACAGUUGUGCACAAAUCCAUUUCUGAAUCUGUUUCUAAUAAAAUAAAUGAACACAAAUAUAAGUCGAAUCCUUAUGCUGAGAGUAUUUUAGUUGCAUUUGAUCAAGUACCAGUGAUAAAACAAGUAGAUUGUUUAAUUGCUACAUUGAAUGUAAUCAAAAGUUAUCAAGCUCUACAAGCUGAUUUAGUACAACAUUAAUUUGUCUUUACGUUUGUUAUUUGCCUUCGUUUAUUUGAUGUUUUCUUUAUUUUAAUUUUAAUUUUAAUUUAUAUAAUUUAUUUUAUUUUACAUAUUUAAUUUUAAUGUCUAAAAAUUUUUUUUUUAAAUAAACACUGCAUUUGGCUAAACGCAGCUAAUAUUUAUUAAUAUAAGAUAUUAAAACCUUCGCAUGAAUAAAU